CUUCCGGUACCGAGUUCACAGGCUUGUACGGCGGGCUUUCCUUUAGAUUAUGAAAUCUAUAUGUUAGGCGCUUUAUUAUUAUUUUAACAAAACGUAAUCGUGCAAUAGUCGUAAAUAAAUCCCAGACAGCCCCUGGUGUGUUCGCGGUCGCGGUGAGAGGAAAGCCUGCGCCUGGCCAGGCAUAAAGCAAGCACGGCAUCAUGAAGCUAACAGACAAUGUGCUGCGGAGUUUCAGGGUCGCGAAGGUUUUCCGAGAGAAUUCGGACAAAAUCAACUGUUUUGACUUCAGUUCAAAUGGUGAAACGGUGAUAUCGAGCAGCGACGACGACUCUAUCGUCUUAUAUGACUGCCAGGAAGGGAAACCCAAGCGUACUCUCUACAGCAAAAAGUAUGGCGUGGAUCUCAUCAGGUACACGCACGCUGCUAAUACAGUCGUCUACAGCUCUAACAAAAUUGAUGAUACUAUACGGUACUUAUCUCUUCAUGACAAUAAGUACAUCCGCUACUUUCCUGGGCACAAUAAGAGGGUUGUUGCUCUGUCCAUGUCACCUGUUGACGAUACAUUCAUCUCUGGCUCCUUGGAUAAAACAAUCCGGCUAUGGGAUCUUCGCUCUCCCAAUUGUCAGGGUCUGAUGCAUCUGCAGGGGAAGCCAGUGUGUUCAUUUGAUCCUGAGGGUCUUAUAUUUGCUGCGGGAGUCAAUUCAGAGAUGGUCAAGCUCUACGAUUUGCGCUCCUUCGACAAAGGCCCGUUUGCUACGUUUAAGUUGCAGUAUGAGCGUUCAUGUGAGUGGACCGGCCUCAAGUUCAGCAACGAUGGCAAACUCAUCCUGAUCUCCAGCAAUGGUGGGACACUCAGGCUGCUCGAUGCUUUCAAAGGAGCUGUGCUACAUUCGUUUGCGGGCUACAACAACAGUAAAGGUGUGGUUCUGGAAGCCUCCUUCACCCCAGACUCUCAGUUUGUCAUGAUUGGUUCGGAGGAUGGGAAAAUCCAUGUAUGGAAUGCUGAGAGUGGAAUGAAAGUAGCACUGUUGGAUGGGAAACACACAGGGCCGGUCACCUGCCUACAGUUUAACCCGAAAUUCAUGACCUUUGCCAGUGCUUGUUCUAACAUGGCAUUCUGGCUACCAACAAUUGAUGACUGAUGAAGAAGCUGCGCACUAAACAAGCAUUUAAAUUUAACAGGUUGUUGUGAUCAGCAGAUGGCAGCAUUUACAUUGCGUCUGGAUCACUGGGACUGCUUUGACUGUAAAUAGAUUGACCAUGAGGCCAUUUUCUAAUUUCUUUUUCAUUUUAUACCUGUGUCAUUAAAUCAUGUUAUUUUGUAAAUUGUUAUCUUUGAUGUGCUUUCAUUUAUGAUCUUAUUUGCCCUCAAAAAAAAAAAAAGGUUUUGUGUUGGAGUUUAGCAUUUUGAUUUCUGGCAGAAAUGAGUGCCACCUGACUGUCAUUCAUGUAGUCGGGAGAACCAUCUGGGAGACAUGUGCUGAAUAAAUAUCCAUCUAGAUGACUCGUAAAAAUGAUCAGAAUGUUGCUUUUGGAAAGUAUUACACCAAAAUCUGCAGCAGCUAAAACUUAACUGAAUGAGGAUUAAUAUCACUUCCCUUUACCAAGUCAUGAUCAAGAGAAAGGAUUAUUAGUUACUCUCAGUGUCAGAUUAUUUGGAUCAAGGCAAUGAUUGAAAUUAAUCAAGGCAAAAUCAGAAGUCAGUUAUAAUUUAUCUAAAUCAUCAAAACAGACAAACAGGUAUAUGUUAAUCAAUUCCGAUGUAUAAAUAUCCAGCAGGGUGAUUUGCCCAUAACUCUGGUAGUUAAAAUAGUCAUUCUGUACAUUAUCAGUAAGCCUACCCUGGAUUCUGAACAAAGUUGAUUGCAUCAAUUGGAGGCUCCUAAAUCCAAUCGUAGUAUGUUAAGUGAUUUUGUCAAAUAUCAAAUCAUUGCCAAAAUCACAUCAUGUAAAUGGCUGAGAUUUAACCCAUGAUGGAGAUUAGAAUGCCCCUGUCCUGCUGGUCUUCUCUUGACUUGACCUUUAAAACCAAGAAUUCAUUCCCCCCCCCCCCCCCCCCCUUUUUUUUUUUUAAAUGGAAAUGUGAAAAUACAAACUUCUUGUUGUAAGACACAAAUCAAUGGCUAAACUUCAAUACAAUUUUUGCUAACACUGUAGAUUGUAGUAAGAUGUUAUUUUGAAUUAGCAGCACAAGUGUGUAGAAAGCUAAAAUCUAGCAGCUGAUGUUUUCCCUACACUGGCUCAUUUUUCAUCAUUCAUGCACUGCCAUUAUGGCCAGCUAUUAAGAACAAAAAUAGUUGUGAUUGCUGAAGUGGUUGGAAUUUGUUUGAAAGUUUAAAAAAAAAACAGUUUAAUAAAUGGUGACUAAAUGUUACAAUCUCAAGACCCUUAAAUCUGAACUGCUCCAGAGAUGUUUCAUGCUUGACCCUGUGUUCUGACCUCUGAUUCCUUCUAAAUGGGGUGUAUGUGCAAACUUUUUUUCUGUUUGAGUUAAUAAAGUAUAUUAAAAGGAAAA
Messenger RNA from Neoarius graeffei (lesser salmon catfish), 2515 nucleotides. It is a transcript of the gene wdr82, whose product is annotated as WD repeat domain 82. The record is from RefSeq and is a predicted model, not a curated record. Bases 201 to 1142 code for a protein of 313 amino acids. Gene Ontology annotation, molecular function: chromatin binding; protein binding. The transcript has 9 exons. NCBI's taxonomy places the organism in Eukaryota, Metazoa, Chordata, Actinopteri, Siluriformes, Ariidae. Gene Ontology annotation, cellular component: Set1C/COMPASS complex.